UUACGGGCUCUAAGGCAAGGCCUUACCCUAGAGCCGCCCUUCCUCUCUACAGCUAAACUUGCAGCUCUUCAAUCUCCGUCUGCUGCUAAACUCUUCAUAUUCUGUAUCUCUGACCCAAUAAAAUUAUGGCACUAAGAGGUGUUUGGCAGCUAAAGAAGCUGGUAGUGAGCUAUUGCAAUUGGGGUGGCAGUAGCAGAGGAAUAAGGGCAUUCAUGGAGUCUGAAUUGCCAGCAUUAAAGGAACAAAAUACACAGCUUGAGGUGGUCACUGAACUCAAUCGUGGUCAACAUCCUUUCUUGAAGGGAUUAUACAAGAACAAGAAUGAGCGUGUUGUAUGUGUGAGAAAUUUGAGUCAAGACGAAGUACUUGAAGCAGCGACCAAGCUAAGGAAUUCACUUGGCAGAAAGGUGGUGAAGAUGAAGACUCGACAUGUUACAAAACAACCAAGCGUCCAAGGUACAUGGUCAACAGCAUUGAAGUUAUAAGCCAAAAGGAAUAGUUCAAUGCAGGUGUUUUUGACUUCCUAGGUUUUAUAAUUUGGAUCUUUAAGUCAGGGGUGUAGUUAUGGAUUAUGUGGUCUACAUGUAGCGAGAAGAUAGACUUUUUCAAUGUGAUGCACUCCAUAAUGUAAUAAUUUACUCAUGAUGCUACUGGAGUAAUGGAAUGGAGUUUGCUAUGGUCAUGUUGAAGUUCUGCACUUGAUGUGAUGUUAGUCAAAAGUUAAAUCCUUUGGCUGAAAAAUGUUGGUCAUACAUACAGUGACCCUGAUUUGCUUUUCUUC
Messenger RNA from Nicotiana attenuata, 781 nucleotides. Its product is annotated as 54S ribosomal protein L51, mitochondrial-like. The record is from RefSeq and is a predicted model, not a curated record. Gene Ontology annotation, molecular function: structural constituent of ribosome. The transcript is spliced from 4 exons. The coding region runs from base 126 to 485 and encodes 119 amino acids. Lineage: Eukaryota; Viridiplantae; Streptophyta; Magnoliopsida; Solanales; Solanaceae. Gene Ontology annotation, biological process: mitochondrial translation. Gene Ontology annotation, cellular component: mitochondrial large ribosomal subunit.